Messenger RNA from Octodon degus (degu), 3670 nucleotides. It is a transcript of the gene Crtc1, whose product is annotated as CREB regulated transcription coactivator 1. Bases 28 to 1962 code for a protein of 644 amino acids. Gene Ontology annotation, biological process: protein homotetramerization; positive regulation of transcription by RNA polymerase II. Gene Ontology annotation, cellular component: cytoplasm; nucleus. The record is from RefSeq and is a predicted model, not a curated record. The transcript is spliced from 15 exons. Gene Ontology annotation, molecular function: cAMP response element binding protein binding. NCBI's taxonomy places the organism in Eukaryota, Metazoa, Chordata, Mammalia, Rodentia, Octodontidae.
GGAGGAGGAGGAGGCGGCGGCGAGAAGAUGGCGACUUCGAACAAUCCGCGGAAAUUCAGCGAGAAGAUCGCGCUGCACAAUCAGAAGCAGGCGGAGGAGACGGCGGCCUUCGAGGAGGUCAUGAAAGACCUGAGCCUGACGCGGGCCGCGCGGCUGCAGCUUCAGAAGUCUCAGUACCUGCAGCUGGGCCCGAGCCGCGGCCAGUACUAUGGUGGGUCCUUGCCCAACGUAAACCAGAUCGGGAGCAGCGCUGCAGAUCUGCCCUUCCAGCCCAGCGGAUUUCUGGGGGAGGCCCUGGCGGCGGCUCCUGUCUCUCUGACGCCCUUCCAGUCCUCGGGCCUGGACACCAGCCGGACUACCCGACACCAUGGGCUGGUGGACAGAGUGUACCGUGAGCGUGGCCGCCUCGGGUCCCCACACCGCCGGCCCCUGUCGGUGGACAAGCAUGGACGGCAGGCUGACAGCUGCCCGUAUGGCACCGUGUACCUCUCGCCCCCCUCGGACAGCAGCUGGAGGAGGACCAACUCUGAUUCUGCCCUGCACCAGAGCACAAUGACGCCCACCCAGUUGGAGCCCUUCAUGGGGGGGUCUCAGGACACACACCAGAAGAGAGUCUUGCUGUUGACGGUCCCAGGGAUGGACGAGGCCACAUCAGAGGCAGACAAGACUUUGUCCAAGCCGACCUGGGAUGCCAAGAAGACAGGGUCCAGGCCCAAGUCCUGCGAGGUCCCAGGCAUCAACAUCUUCCCAUCUACCGACCAGGAGAGUACGACGGCGUUGAUCCCCGCAACCCACAACACAGGGGGCUCCCUGCCUGACCUGACCAACAUCCACUUUCCAUCCCCGCUGCCGACCCCGCUGGAUCCCGAGGAGCCCCCAUUCCCCACACUCAGUGGCUCCAGCAGUACUGGCAACCUGGCAGGCAACCUGACCCACCUGGGCCUUGGUGGCGCCGGCCAGGGGGUGAGCACACCGGGCUCGUCUCCGCAACACCGACCAGCUGGAGUCAGCCCCCUGGCCCUGGGCACAGAGGCAAGGCGGCAGCAGGCCCAGCAGGUGUCGCCCAUCACACAGGCGGUGGCCAUGGAUGCCCUGUCGCUGGAGCAACAGCUGCCCUACGCCUUCUUCACCCAGGCGGGCUCCCAACAGCCUCCACCCCCACAGCCCCAGCCUGCGCCACCCCCGCCUCCUGCCUCCCAGCAGCCGCAGCCCCCGCAGGUGCCCCUUGGCCUCCCCCCUGGUGGCCCUCUGAUGCCUAGUGCCAGCCUGACACGGGGGCCACAGCUGCCCCCACUUGCGGUCACCAUGCCAUCCUCUCUCCCUCAGUCCCCCCCAGAGAAUCCUGGCCAGCCAUCGAUGGGGAUCGACAUUACCGCGGCGCCAGCUCUGCAGCAGUACCGCACCAGCGCUGGUUCCCCGGCUAACCAGUCUCCCACCUCGCCGGUCUCCAAUCAAGGCUUUUCUCCAGGGAGCUCUCCGCAACACUCUUCCACCCUGGGCAGCGUGUUUGGGGACGUGUACUAUGAGCAGCAGAUGGCGGCCAGGCAGGCUAAUGCUCUGUCCCACCAGCUGGAGCAGUUCAACAUGGUGGAAAAUGCUAUGAGCCCCAGCGGCCUAUACAGCCCGAACUCCACGCUCAACUACUCGCAGGUGGCCAUGAUGGGGCUGGCGGGCAGCCCUGGGAGCCUGCAGGACGCACAGCAGCUGGGCUACGCCGGCCACAGCGCUAUCCCAAACAUCAUCCUCACAGUGACAGGAGAGUCACCCCCAAGUCUCUCCAAAGAACUGACCAGUUCUCUGGCUGGGGUCAGCGACGUCGGUUUUGACCCCGACAGCCAGUUCCCCCUGGACGAACUCAAGAUCGACCCCCUGACCCUUGACGGACUGCACAUGCUCAACGACCCUGACAUGGUCCUGGCCGACCCGGCCACUGAGGACACCUUCCGGAUGGAUCGACUGUGAGUGACCACACCCAGCACCCAGCCACCACCACCACCGGCAUCUCCCAGAGCCUGGGGACAGCCGCCUCCAUCCCUCGCCAACGGCCAAGCGUGUGGUUCUGAGCUUGCAAUGCCGCUGAGCGCCCCUACCAGCCCGCCUCCUGGUUGUCCACCUCCUGCUGCUGCCCGGUGCCCAAGCCAGGCUGGGAUGGUCCCUGCGCUCAACCCCAGGUGCCCCUUGUAAGAUGCCAACCGUGUGGGAGCCGGUCAGUGCAGGUGGGGUGUCUGGGCAGAGGUGCGUUUUCCGACUGUUGUUCAGCUCUCACUGCCUUCCUCGGUCCCUGGUCCCCACACCCGCGCGCCGUCUGCCCCGGCCCAGGCCAGGUAUCCAGUGGGGAGUGGGGGUGGGUGAGGAGUGAAAUAAACACUAUCUUGAUGGCGAGUCUUUCUGUGGCAGAGCGUGCAGUGCAGGAGGUUGUGCUCAGCAGCGGUGCCCCCCACUGUCUUCACCCUGGCCCCCAAGCCAGGUCUUUCUGGGGCCACCUUCAUCCGGGCCCAGGCCCUAGAGGGGUUCCCGGGCCACCAUGAGGCAGGGGUCAUCCCUGUCCUGCUCGUGGCAGACGUGCUAGAUGAGUGCAGUUUAUUCAAGGGGUGGGAUGCUCGCUGUAGGCCUUCCUUCUUCUCUGGUUUGUAGUUACAUGUGGGUUGUAGACGAGUAGCUGAACCCUUCCAGCCAGCGCCUGCCUGAGAGCAUGUCUUUCUACUCCCGAGCUCCCCCACUGCCCAUCUCUGAAGCUAACUGGAAAUGCAGGUGCACGGCCACCCCAGCGCCCAGGCCCCUCCAUGUCCCGACCUUUUUCGUUUCAUUCCCAAGUUCCUUAAAAAUGAAAGAGCUGCUUCCUUCCAGGCUGGUGGGGACAAGCAUGGACUUUGUCAAGACCCUUGGUGGCCCAGGCCCUUCAUUACUGAGGCCAUGUGGCAGACUUCUGGGGAGUGGCCUUGGCUUUAUUGUGUACCCCACCCCUCGGGUGCCCCGCAGACCCCAGGUCGGGCGCCUUAAACCGCCUUGACCACCAGCAGCACCCAGGGCCGGGUGUCGGGGCUGGCAGGAAGGAUGAACCGCAGGAGCCAGAAAGGGCUGCGCUUCCUUCCACACCUGCUCUCACAGCCCAGCCUGUCCCUGCAGUCGGGCAGCUGUCCCUAGGCCGCAUGCUCUGGCCUCUAUGCCAGGAUGAGCUAGAGGUGGGGGUUGAGGGGCCUGCAUUUCUGUGGCAGCUGGUCAGGUACUGAAGCAGGGCCUUUCCAUAGAGGCCAGGGUGAGAAGGGGCCGGUGACACAGGCAUGGCUUCUGCCGGAGUUCUGGCCUUCUGCCCAGUUGGCCCCUGCUGCUCCGGCAGCCCCGCCCCACCAGGCACCCCUCCUGCUGGCAUAUUUCUUUGUGGUGUCAAAGCCACCCCUCUGCGGGGCCGUGGGAACCCUUGUCCCAGUGCCACGAGCACCUGCCGGCGCCGCUGGCAUGAGAAAGUCACCCCUGAGCCACUGUUGCGCCUCGUCCCCUCCCCACCCUCCCAGGUCUCAGGCCCAGUCUGACUGCAGGUUAAACUGCGAGCAAAGAGUGGGGACUUUGUCUUUUAUAAAAGAAAAACUACAUGUACAUAGUGUUUGGUUACCAUUAGACCUGUAUGUAGAACUUUUUAAAAAAUGGCCUUAAUAAAAUGACAUGCAACCCA